Messenger RNA from Plasmodium inui San Antonio 1, 3528 nucleotides. RefSeq lists its product as hypothetical. The transcript has a single exon. Bases 1 to 3528 code for a protein of 1175 amino acids. The record is from RefSeq and is a predicted model, not a curated record. Lineage: Eukaryota; Apicomplexa; Aconoidasida; Haemosporida; Plasmodiidae.
AUGGAAGUCGACUUUGUGAGCGAGCAGCGUCGGAACAGGAGUGGUCUUCUGUUCGACAAGGGGGGGGAAUCGGCAGGUGAAGUGCCAGGUGAAGCGGCGGGUGAAGAGGCAGGUGAAGAGCCCAGUGAAGAGGUGGAAAAACCGCCAGAAGAAUCGAUCAUACCAGAAGGAGUAGACGAGUGCUUCGUUCGGGGCGAUGGCGAAAAGGACUGCGCGGAGAGGAAGCCCCCCCGGGAUCCAGACGCUAGUGAAUCGGACUGCUCCCCAACCGAGAUGCCAAUUUGCGAGAAAGAGCAACUCGGGGUAAACCUAAGCGGAGAUGAACUGAGUGGAGUAAAACUAAAAGUUGAAGACAGUGAGAAGACAGGGGAAGAGGCAGCGUGCACAGGGAAGAAUCUCCAUGGAGGAGAAAACGAAUUACCACAGUUAAAUGAACCUGAAAUUAAAGGGGUGGACACCAUUUCGGAAAGGCACACAAACCAGAGCAGACGCGUAACCCCAAACAGACAAGGCAAAACGGAGAGAAUCAACCAAUUGUACAGGAACUCCAAAACUACCAACAUAAAAUUAUAUAGACGUAUGUACCAGUCAUACCUACUUCUCCGGAAGGAACAAAACGAGCUCUUGGUUGAAAAUAGGAGAAAAGAGGAAAGAAAUAUGAAGUUAAAAUACGAAUUGGAUAGCUUAAGGGGCAACAGCUAUUAUGCUAACUGUUUUUUUAAUAAUGACUCAGACAACCUUUUCGAGGACCUCGCUUCAGGGAUAAGUAACAUUUGGAAGUGGAUGGACAUGGAGAGUAAAAGUGGGCAGAUGAGAAGUGGGCAGGUCAGAAGUGGGCACAUGGAAAGCGGGCGAAAGGGUAAAGUUGGACCAGCCGCACUUGCUGAUGACUCUGAGGGAGUGCCACCCCCUAGAGAAGGCGAACCAGGAAGAGAUGCUCACCGUGCAGGAGUGGACGGAACCUCGGAAAGUGGACGCCUCCCAGAGGAACACACCCCUAGUAGGGCCCCUCUUGGGGGGAAGCCACUCCGAGGAGGGGCCCCCCAAGCGGAAUGGGAAGCGGUACACAACGAGGUACACAAACCUGAAUACAGAGCACAAUACAAAGAGAAAUACGCUGGAGAUCCCACGUGCGAAUACGCUAAUGCGCCAGGUCGGACUUCCCCUCGGAGGGGUGUCGCCUCGAGUCAGGACCGCCCUGAUGAACACUCAGAAGGAUAUGAACCGACGAGUGAUGCCCCCUCAAAUGGGGUACAACUGGAGGAAGUACAUCUGAAGGGAGUACAACAAAAGGGAGUACAACAAAAGGGAGUACAUCUGAAUGCAGUACAGAUGAAUGGGGGCAGAUGCCCGAUGGAGAAUGGACACAGGAGAAACACGAGUGAGGUUCGAAUGGACAGUCCAUCUCGUAUUAAUGAGAAAGAGGCGACUCGAACGAUGAAGGGAAUCCCCCCUCAUGAGAGGAAGACCCAACAGGGAGCUACGCACAAUGGUGGGCAAAAAAAAAGAGUCCAUUUCGUAAAGGAAGGCUAUAAACAUACCGAUAAAAAUGAUCGAAACGAGGUUACCCUCCCCCCUUCGCACAACUUCUCUUCGCAAGACGACAAAAUGGAGAAAAAAAACUCAUUCCUUUGGGAAAAGGAGAGUCGCCCAGUAAAAAAAGGAUGUGUGAAGUAUGCUCAUCAGAUGCACAAGCGAUUUGCAUACCAGGAUAGGAGUUCUCCACGAGUGGACAGAGAACCCAGUGCGUUCACGUCCAUAGAGAGCCCCAAGGAUAACAUUAUUGAUUACAUUAAAGGGAGACUCUCCAGCGGCGGUAUGAUCCACGGGAAGGCAUCUCUACCAAGUGGCAAAAACACAGUGAUGGGUAUCCAUCCCAGUUGGAUAAGACCCAAUGUUGAUCCAAACAGGAUACAUAUUAAGGAGGAGGAGAACUUUCUCUUUCACAUUUGUAACUGCAAAGGGGAUAAAUACGUCCCCUUAAACGUUGGUUCCUUUUUUAUGGUCUCUCCAAAGAGGACUCGGCCAGAUGAGGAAUUCAGCUUGGGGACUCUGCAGAAAUGUAUGGACUUUAUUUUUCGCAGGAAGGAGAGGAGCAACCACAGCGAGGUGCGCAUCAGACACAAAAAGUGUAGUGACGUCCCAUGUGAGGGUGUCCCUCUAGCGAAUGGAACUGCAAAUGUGGGUGCAUUGAAUGAGGAGAAGCGGUGUGUCCCCCGGAAGGAUCAAGGGGGGGUUGGCAAAGAAGAAAAGAAGGAUCCAUCCCCCGUUGGACAAAGUAACGGUGAGCAAGACAAAAAAAAAACACGACUUCUAACCAAGGUGGCAUUAAAAGAGGGAGAUAAAACUGGAGGUUUGCAGGAAGGGGAAGAAAAACAAGUUCUGAAAAAGGGGCAGAGUGGACGGAAGCUCCUCCUAAAGAUAGACAGGAAUAGAAGGCCUAACGAAGGGAGGACACUCCAAAACUGCCAACUGAAGGGAAAGAAGGAGACAAAAUAUAAUAGGCACAAAAUGGACAUGGGUCUAGGCAGGAAAUUUGGUCAUAUAGUGAGAAGAAAGGGAUCAACGCGGAGAAGGGACUCCUGGGGGGGACUCAAUUUUAAAGUAGUCCCAAAAAAGGAAGAAAAAGGAGGGGAAAUUUCCUCCCCUGUGGUGAAGGUAAGGGCAGCUAGGUUGGCUCCUCACGUGAAGGGUCGUCCACGGCAUGUGUGUUUCGCGCGAAUCGGCAGAAGGCUUUUCCAUCCCAAAAGAAGCCGACGUGCAUGUAUUCGUUUUGAAGAGGUCCCAAAGGGGAAAAAAAACCGAACUCGUGGAAAGGGAAACCUCAUCGAGUUAGCGCCAAAGCUGUGCGAUAACUUGGGUACCUACGGAAGGUCUAGCGAAGAAGGUGACGAUGUGGUCAUCCGAAAGGCUAACCAAGAACGUGAAGAUAUGAUCAUUCGGAAGGCUAACGAAGAAGGUGACGCUGUGCCCAUCGGAAAGGAAGAUAACUUGAAGGAAGGGGACACUCCGGAGAGGCAUGCAGCGAACUCUCAAUGCAGUGCGAUCACUCCAGAACGGUACAAUGCCUCCUUAAGACCAUUCACAGAUAGCACACCACCUGGAUGCCUCCAACGUGAGAACGACUCAGUAGCGAAUCGCGACGCUCUUACGGAGGCACUGACGAAGCAUGUGCAGUCUCUCGAUUUUUCCGCCAGACAGAUCGACUGUAUUGAGGAAGAAAACCUCGACGUAGUGACCAUCAUAGGAAUACAAAUCAAAGUCAGAGAUGGACACAUAUACCUACACCUGGACGCACUAAGUACCAUUGAAGAUACUGUCACUGUGUGGAUAAAAAAAAACGAGCAAGUCCUAAACAACUAUGUAAAAGGCAGCGAGUUAAUUUUGUCGACGUUGGAAUAUUACUGCGUCGAUAUGUUCACUUUCUUGUGUAUUUUUUUGGACCUCCUGGAAAACCAUGUGGAAGAGUUCCCUUUUUACCUGUCCGUUUCGCUGGAGGAGAUAUUCUGUGUGCAGAGGGACUGCUGA